AUGUCCUACCCAGCAGACCCUCCUCCUCAACAAUUGACGCCGGAUGACAGCGACUACGGCUCUGACUUCACCCCGGAACAAGAAGCGCUCGUGGACGAAUUGUUCGCCAAAAUCGCCACGGAGAGCGCGUCGGUUGCGCCCACUACAUCACCACCACCUCUCUCACAACCACCAUCACAAUUAUCACGAAAUUUCGCGACGGACGUGGCUGCUGCUAUUUCUAUCGCUACGCAGAAUACCAUUGGUACGCAAGAUAUCGAAGAUUACUAUGCACCGCACUCGAGCCCGCGCAUUCCUAGGGGUUUGGGUCGCGAAAAACCAGGCACUACAUGGCAAUUAUACAAGCCAGCAGGUGGUCCUUGGAGUAAGGCCACUGGGGCAGGUACUGGUGCAGGGUCAGGGUCUGGACUACCAGCGCAGAACUCAGGCAACGGCGGUGCGGAGUCUGUCGAACAUCCGAAUUCGACGGAAGGGCGCGCACGGAAUCGAGAGCGUGAUGUUGCCAGGGAGCAGGAAUGGGUUGCUGCUAUGAAUCCUGCUGCGGCAGGGGCAGGGACAGGGAUCGGGACUACUGGGGAUAAUCCGGCGACAGAUACUACGCGAACACCGAUUGAGCGAUUUCGAAGACCCCCGAAUAAAGCGUUUUCUGUGUCGGAUUUGAUUUCACCCGCGUGGUGCGAGUUGCAGUAUUGGUAUACGUUGACCAAGUACGGGAGGAAGAGGAGGACAGCGGCCAUGAAGCAGGGGACUACGAUUCAUAAGACGCUGGAGGAUGAGGUACACACGACCGUGUCAGUGGAGGUCGCGACCAAGGAAGAUGCGUUGGCGUUGCGGAUUUGGAAUAUCAUCCAGGGUCUGUGCACGUUACGGGAGUUCGGGAUGACAAGGGAAUUAGAGGUAUGGGGGUUGGUAGAUGGUGAGCUGGUGAACGGGGUGAUUGAUCAGCUUUCCUAUGAGUGUCCAGAUCCGGAGCUUGAGGCGUCUGCUGCGUCGUAUUAUGUGGAUGUUGAGGCUACGCGGGCGGCGCUACCGGAGUAUCAAAUGUCGUUGACGGAUUAUCUGCUGUCGUCUUCGCAGCGUGGGAAGCGGUUGGACGAGUUGUCCUGGGAUCAGAAUGAGGAAGUGGAGUGGUCUGCUUCGUCACCGCCGGCGCCGCCCCCGGAGGCAUUUGAGGUACCCAGGGUGUAUAUGACGGAUAUCAAGACCAAGGGUAGUGGGUCGAUUCCUACUGUCAAGAGCACGUCUUUUCGACCGACAGCGCUCCAGCUGCAAAUAUAUUACCAUAUGCUUAACCGGCUGGUGACUAGCGAUGAUGUGACUAUUGAGUCACUCGCGGCGCGCUACAACCUCGAUCCCAAUCGUCCGUUUACAGACGCCUUCGUCGCCGGAGUAGGUGGUCUAAACGACCAAUUCUUCGAUGCCAUGUCCUCACAGGAAUUUGACCCCGACUUCAUCCCUACUCCCGAAGAUGCCCUGAAAAAGCCACCCUCAUCACCUUCUUCAUCUACAAUUCCCCCAUCUGGUAGCCAAGACUCCACCACAAUCCUCAUCGAAAACAAUAAUCUCACCAAUCUUUGGCGCCUGAUGAAAGACCGUCUUCGCCUCACCUUCCUCCCAUCCCAAGAAACCGAAAUCUCCAUGGCCCCCUCCAUCCCCUCAGAAAACCAGCCCUCCAUCCUCGAAUCUUAUCCAACAGUCCUCUCCCCACUGUUGACAGCACGCUACCUCUCCGCCUCUGAAUCCCGCUCCCUGGGCAGUCGUUCGUUCCUGUACGAUCCUAUAAGCAUGACCUCUUAUCUAUCGGAGCAGAUGAGCUGGUGGAAGGGACAGCGGGAUCCGCGGGGUGUGGAGGUGAUGGAGGCGUGGAAGUGUCGGAUUUGUGAGUUUCGAGAUGAGUGUUCGUGGAGGCAGGAGAAGGCUUGGGCGUUGGCGAAUCGGAAUCGGGGGAGGAAGAAAGCUGCUGCUUAG
Messenger RNA from Aspergillus ruber CBS 135680, 1968 nucleotides. Its product is annotated as exonuclease V. The record is from RefSeq and is a predicted model, not a curated record. The transcript is spliced from 2 exons. Lineage: Eukaryota; Fungi; Ascomycota; Eurotiomycetes; Eurotiales; Aspergillaceae. Bases 1 to 1968 code for a protein of 655 amino acids. Gene Ontology annotation, molecular function: single-stranded DNA 5'-3' DNA exonuclease activity. Gene Ontology annotation, biological process: interstrand cross-link repair. Gene Ontology annotation, cellular component: mitochondrion; nucleus.